ACAACAAGACAGGUUUGGUUGGCAAAGGAGCUCUCCUGUAGUUUGUGGAAGAUGAAAUAGGCCAUGAUCUGAAAAGUAACAAAAGCUCAUCAUGACAGUUCUGUAUCUUUUAUUCUACAUUUCACUGUUAACACUUUAUAGUUAUUUAUAGUCAGGAAGACGUCUCAAGUCUGGCCUCAUUACUGACAGGUCUUCACCUCAUGUUUGUGCAAUGAACAGUUACCUCUCUCUCUCUCUCUCUCUCUCUCUCUUUCUGGUGUCUGUAUAGGCAUAAAUGGAAGCUUGUUUGACAGCAUUGUGGUUGUUAUUUUGACUGACUGUUGUGCUGCUGACAGGCUGAGAAUCAAAACAAUUACAAACUGACAUGUCUGUCUGUUCACGUGUUGACUGACAUGAGCUCACAAGAUGAAUCAGUUCACUCCAGACAACAGAGCUCCUGUACAAAAAAAAUAACUAAAUAAAUAAUCCACAGCAGAUACUCCACUCUUUGAGAUAAUCCAAAAGUCCUAAUUGGCUUUAGGAUUACAACGUGUCCUGUGAUUUGAGACGCCACACUGCGCCUUAAUGUUGAAACAUUGAAACAUCAGAGCAGAGGGCAGACGCAAAAAAAAAAAGAGAAGCAAAUAUGUCUCCCGUAGACAUGAAUGGAUUCUGGAAAUUGACAAGUAAUGAAAACUUUGAUGAAUACAUGGAAGCACUAGAUGUGAAUGUUGUCAUCAGAAAAAUUGCCAGCUAUCUCAUCUUUGAUAAGGAGAUUGCUCAGAAUGGUGAUCAUUUUAAUAUCAAGACUCUCACCACCUUUAGGAACUACCAUGUGGAGUUUGAUGUUGGAAAGGAGUUUGAGGAGGAUUUGGUUGGUGUAGAUGAUAGGAAAUGUAUGACCAUGGUAAACUGGGAGGGAGACAAACUGGUGUGUGUACAGAAAGGAGAAAAGGAUGGAAGGGGCUGGACCCAGUGGGUGAAAGGGGAUGAAUUACAUGUGGAAUUGCGAGUCUGUGGAGUGGUGUGCAAACAAGUUUUUAAGAAACAAGUUCUUGACUGAUGUGCCUUGAACCACAAGUACUCUACUGUGAAGAAAUGUGAUCAUUUCUGCCUAUUAAUAAAAGUAAUUGUAGCCAUUUUUAAGUUAAGCUAUUAUGUCUUUUUCAUUCCUCAUGUCAACGAUGUAUGGUGAAAACUUUGUCAAAGAAAA
Carassius auratus (goldfish) is the source of this 1192-nucleotide messenger RNA. RefSeq names its product retinol-binding protein 1-like. Gene Ontology annotation, molecular function: lipid binding. The record is from RefSeq and is a predicted model, not a curated record. The transcript is spliced from 4 exons. Lineage: Eukaryota; Metazoa; Chordata; Actinopteri; Cypriniformes; Cyprinidae. The coding region runs from base 626 to 1042 and encodes 138 amino acids.